Molecule: messenger RNA, 4836 nt
Organism: Sorex fumeus (smoky shrew)
Lineage: Eukaryota; Metazoa; Chordata; Mammalia; Eulipotyphla; Soricidae
Gene: CNOT4
Product: CCR4-NOT transcription complex subunit 4
Exons: 10
Coding region: 90-1820 (576 amino acids)
Biological process (GO): protein ubiquitination
Cellular component (GO): CCR4-NOT complex
Molecular function (GO): ubiquitin-protein transferase activity; metal ion binding; RNA binding
Source: RefSeq, a predicted model, not a curated record
GUCUUUGAAGUUCUACGUUUUCGUUCUCAGUGUUCAACUUUCUUCUCCCUUAAAUUAUUAUAAACUUUUGCUGCUGUUUAAACGUGAAGAUGUCUCGCAGUCCUGAUGUGAAGGAAGACCCUGUGGAAUGUCCUCUCUGUAUGGAGCCUUUGGAGAUAGAUGAUAUCAACUUUUUCCCUUGCACCUGUGGCUACCAGAUUUGCAGAUUUUGCUGGCAUCGAAUUCGCACUGAUGAAAAUGGGCUUUGUCCUGCGUGUAGAAAGCCAUAUCCAGAAGAUCCAGCAGUUUAUAAACCACUCUCCCAGGAAGAACUGCAAAGAAUAAAGAAUGAAAAAAAACAGAAACAAAAUGAGAGAAAACAGAAAAUAUCAGAAAAUCGCAAACAUUUGGCUAGUGUACGUGUUGUGCAAAAAAACCUCGUCUUUGUUGUAGGUCUGUCUCAGCGCCUCGCAGACCCAGAAGUUUUAAAACGACCAGAAUAUUUUGGGAAGUUUGGUAAAAUACAUAAAGUUGUCAUCAAUAAUAGCACAUCAUAUGCAGGCUCACAGGGUCCAAGUGCCAGUGCUUAUGUCACCUAUAUCCGAUCAGAAGAUGCUCUCAGAGCCAUACAGUGUGUCAACAAUGUGGUGGUAGAUGGCAGAACACUUAAGGCAUCUCUAGGUACAACAAAAUAUUGCAGUUACUUUUUAAAGAAUAUGCAGUGUCCAAAACCUGACUGCAUGUAUCUACAUGAAUUGGGGGACGAGGCGGCCAGCUUCACAAAAGAGGAAAUGCAGGCGGGUAAGCACCAAGAAUAUGAACAGAAGCUACUUCAAGAAUUAUAUAAAUUAAAUCCCAAUUUUCUUCAGUUAUCUACGGGUUCAGUUGAUAAGAAUAAGAACAAAGUGACCCCACUACAGAGGUAUGAUACCCCCAUUGAUAAACCUUCAGAUUCUCUCAGUAUAGGGAAUGGUGAUAAUUCCCAGCAGAUAUCUAAUAGUGAUACGCCUUCACCACCACCUGGUUUAUCAAAAUCCAAUCCAGUCAUCCCCAUCAGUUCAUCCAAUCACAGUGCACGGUCUCCUUUUGAAGGGGCAGUGACUGAGUCACAGUCGUUAUUUUCGGACAACUUUCGCCAUCCCAACCCUAUCCCAAGUGGGCUUCCUCCUUUCCCCAGCUCCCCACAGACAUCCAGUGACUGGCCUACAGCACCAGAGCCACAGAGCCUCUUCACAUCAGAAACAAUCCCUGUAUCAUCCUCUACAGACUGGCAAGCAGCAUUUGGCUUUGGUUCUUCAAAACAACCAGAGGAUGACUUGGGUUUUGAUCCCUUUGAUGUCACUCGAAAAGCCUUAGCAGACCUGAUUGAAAAGGAACUGUCAGUCCAAGACCAGCCUUCCCUUUCGCCCACAUCUCUUCAGAACUCCUCGUCUUCACACACUACGACGGCCAAAGGUCCAGGUUCUGGAUUCCUGCAUCCUGCUGCACCUACAAAUGCCAACUCUCUCAAUAGUACCUUUUCAGUCUUGCCACAGAGGUUCCCUCAAUUUCAACAGCACCGAGCGGUUUAUAACUCAUUCAGUUUUCCAGGCCAGGCAGCCCGCUAUCCUUGGAUGGCCUUUCCACGCAAUAGCAUCAUGCACUUGAACCACACAGCAAACCCCACCUCAAAUAGUAAUUUCUUGGACUUGAAUCUCCCGCCACAGCACAACACAGGUCUGGGAGGGAUUCCUAUAGCAGGGGAAGAAGAGGUGAAGGUUUCGACUAUGCCACUGUCAGCCUCUUCCCAUUCAUUACAACAAGGACAGCAGCCUACAAGUCUCCACACUACUGUGGCCUGACAACAGAACUGAAAGGAGAGGAUUAGACUCUGGGGUGCUUGCAUGGGCAACCGGAUUUUUGCAUGAUUCCUUUCUGAUUUUGCAUUUAAUGUAUACACCCAAAAGAGCCAAUAUAAACGUUCCUCAUGCCUACAACUAGUGUGUUACCUCAUAGUUGCUAAAGUAUUUCUUCAUUAGGCCUUUAACACCAUUUAUUAGCAUAAUUUUGGCAUUGUUUCUCAUGAGUGAUAAUAUUCUUAACUCCUACAAAUAAACUUGUAGUUCUAAUUAAGAUCCCAGAUGAGAUUAGCUAGAAUUGUUCUUAUUUUGGCUCUAUUAUUGAAAAUAUACAAAGGUAAUGGUAGUUCUUUGUUUUUUGAUCUGUGAAAAAAAUGGUAAUAUUCUAAUAUACUCAUGAAAAUUUGAAAAUCAAGAAGAUAAUGUCUAUUGCAUUCUUUGAAUACCUGAGAAGAAUACAUAUAAAACAAAAUUGGUGGUGUCAUUUAAUGCUCAGAGGAUGUUGUCAGAAAUUGUUUUUAGUUGUAUGGAUUAAUGUCCAAUAUUAUGCAUUACAUGUUUAGAAACUGUUUUUGUUCUCUUAUUUGCACAUUUGCACUUUCUUUUUGAAUGGUUGUUAAUUAUACAUAGAUGGUUAAAAGAUAAUUAUUAUAGACUACAUGCAAUAUACUAUCUUUUCUAAUGCACUGCCUAGUAUACCAGGAAAUGCCUCAGAAACAGAAUUUUAACUUAGUUGAUUUAUCAGAAACUUGAAUAUGGGGGUACAUAUUGUGUGUGAGAAGCAACUAUACUAGUACAAUAUUUUUAUUGAACAAACCAUAGUUCUGUGGGAUACCUGUUUGGAAAUUUCACUGUUUAAUAAUUUAAAAUGUGAUAAUAAAACUAUAUCACAAGUACACUUGAUCAGAAUGAGACUUAAGGUGAAAGAGAAGAAAUUGGGAUCCUCUAAAAUUAGGCCUUGUAACUUGUCAUAGAUCAUUUCAGUUAAUCUCAGAGAAUAGUGGAGUACUUAUUAGGAUCUAAUGUGAAGCACUGUUUUUUGGAUAAUUCUUAGUAUUUUGAAGUAGGUUUAAAACUGAUAAUGAAAGAAACGACUCAAUUCUGAGUAGUGGGUGAAAGCUGAUUCCUAGAGCCUGGGGCUGUAUUCUGCCUAACUUGAGCUCUGGGGAGCAAAAAGAAAGUCCUAUCUUUUGAGGCUUGUGGGGGGAAAAGAGGAAAAGAAAAAAAUCGUUGUGAUAAAAGAUAUGCCUAAUUAAAAAUAAAAAGGUAACGCAAGUACUAAAAGGGAAGGCUGAAGAGUUAAAAUAACAGUAAGCUUUGGGAGGAGAUGAUAACUUAAAAAUCAUGUUGGAAUUGGAGUUUUUGAGGUCACCUGUAAAAACUAGUUACUCUCUACUAGGUAGAAUGCUACAGAUUAAAUGACUUUGUCCAAGGUAUGGUGGAAUAUAUUAAAAAUCUAAGCUCUCCUUCAAUUUAUUUAACUGAGGUUAUACAAGAGCUAAUUAUGUAGUCAUUUCAAUUGUUUUUAUAAAAUUCCACAUAAAUGACAAUCUGCUUCUGGAAAGUGACUUUAGGGUGGGAAUCAUUAUAAGAAUUUCAGAGAAAUAUGAAUAAAAAUCCAGUAGGCUUAUAGAAAGAAGCCUUUAUCAUGGGUUGAUUGUGGUUUCAUUUUUGCUCUAAGAAGCCAAGAAGUCCUAUUGAGGUCUCCUGUGGUGCUAAGGCUCCUGGAUUCUUACCACUUUUGGUUCCCUGCAAUGACACUUUCUAGUCCGUAGCUUUCUCAGGCUUGAUUGCAAGCCUCUCAUCGCCUGGAUAUCUUAGAGUGCUCCGAGGCGCUUCGCUCCCAUUUACUCAGUUGUGAGAAAAACCUGUGGUAACUUGCUCUGGCGCGCCCUCUCCCCUCUUUUCUCUUCUUUCUCUCUCUCUCUCUCACCCUUCCUUUCUCUCCCUUUCCCUCCACUUCAUCUCUCUCUCACUCUCUCUCUCUCUCUCUCUCUCUCUCUCUCUCUCUCUCUCACACACACACACACACACACACUUUCAUACACACACAUUUUUAGUGCUCGCCAGUCCUCUGAGUAGAUUCCCAGAACUUUUCCCUUGCCCGCUGUUUUUCCCUUCGCACUUCCACAUACCCCAUACAUUGGAAAAAGACUUCUUGGCCAAUUAGACUUCCGUUUAUAUAUUUUCACAAAGAAUGGCUCAAGGUUAUCUAUCAUUUCUCUAACUUGGUAAAUUACAGAUUAUUGUAUGCUUAAUAAUAAGCUUAGUAAUUUUGAUUAUUUAAUAUUUGAUAGAGUAUUUUUUUAAAUGAGUUCUUAAAGUCAUAGUCAUGAUUAUACCAAAGUGUAGAAGAAAUUCCACAACACCUGACAAAAAUACUGCUUCACAUAGCAAGUAAAUUGGUGAAAUCAAUGAUAGUAAAGAAUGAGUAAUUCUUUAACGUUUCAAAUUAAUUUUUGAUAAAUUCUGUAUGAUCUGUCACACACAGGGAAGCUUUAUAUGCUUUUUAUAAUCUUAACCUUUAAAAAGUGACACAAGUCUAUUUAAAUCAGGAAUUUUUAACCUGGAUUUUAGAACUCUUUGAAAAGUACGUGCAAAGUUAGUUUUUGUGUGUAUAUACAUAUGUCCAGCUUUUUCUCAGAAAAGAUUCACAAUUACUAGAUUUGUAAAGUGUCUGUAGACACCCCCAAGAAAGAAAAAAAACUGUUGCCAUAAAAUGUCUUUAGUGCCACUAUAGGAAAUAGAGACUUGGAUUGAAUGAUUUGAGUUAUAUGGUGAAUGUGAAGUGCCUCUUUAUUUUCUUGACAAAUCCAUUAGUAAAUAUUUCUGGUUAGUAAUACUUCCUUUUUCAUUCUACUGUUGCAUUUUGUUUUUCCAGGUGGUGCUUUUGUAUACUGUCCCCUUAUUUCAAGAAAGCAUUUAUUAAAUAUUUGAGUGCCUAUUCUGUGUAGUGACCUGAGCUAGGUCUUGAGGGAUACAAGGUUGAAUAAAGUACAAACCCUGCCAUCAAGGAAAA